Messenger RNA from Brassica napus (rape), 594 nucleotides. RefSeq names its product putative RING-H2 finger protein ATL12. The transcript has a single exon. The record is from RefSeq and is a predicted model, not a curated record. Bases 1 to 594 code for a protein of 197 amino acids. NCBI's taxonomy places the organism in Eukaryota, Viridiplantae, Streptophyta, Magnoliopsida, Brassicales, Brassicaceae.
AUGGAGAUCUACAUCGAACGCGAAGAAGGAGAAGACUCUUCGAGAUUUAGCAGCUUCAGGAAGAUUCUCAAGUUUGGUAAAAAUGAUAAAUCGUUGUCGCUUGUUGAGCAAGGAAACGAGAAACGUAUGCACAAGUUCAAUCACAGGAUUGUUGUUUCGGAUGUUGUGUUUAAGAACCGUUGGAGUAAUGUGACUCCAUCAGAUUUGACUCGUUUGACAUCAAACAUGUUGGGUUCGAUGUCGAGCGAGAGAUUCUCGUCAAUGGAUGGAGUGGAGAGAGGUGACUUGCGAGACAAGGAAGUGCUUGAGAUGAAGAGAAUAGUGAAGAACAAAGACUCCACGAGAAGAGUGGUUUCAGAGAUCACGGCUGUUCCUAGACUUAGUGUCCUGGAAGUUACAACAUCGACUAGAGAAAACGCGGUUGGAGGAAACGACGGCGGUUUGGCCGCGUCAACCGCUUCCACCUCGAGGAGCGAUGCGAUUGCUGCCACGGAGGAAAGAAGACGACAAUUAUGGUUGCCGAUAGCUAGGAGAACGGCUCAUUGGUUCGCUAACAGAGAGAAAAUGAAUGAACUAAACACGACAAAACCUUAA